This is a messenger RNA of Seriola dumerili (greater amberjack), 2286 nucleotides long. RefSeq names its product GEN1, Holliday junction 5' flap endonuclease (gene gen1). The coding region runs from base 1 to 2286 and encodes 761 amino acids. The record is from RefSeq and is a predicted model, not a curated record. NCBI's taxonomy places the organism in Eukaryota, Metazoa, Chordata, Actinopteri, Carangiformes, Carangidae. The transcript has 15 exons. Gene Ontology annotation, molecular function: 5'-flap endonuclease activity; four-way junction DNA binding.
AUGGGUGUUCACGAUUUGUGGUCUAUUGUUGAGACGGUUCGUGAGUCGGUGCCGUUGUACAGUUUGAGCGGAAAGACGCUGGCAGUUGAUCUGAGUUUAUGGGUGUGCGAGGCUCAGCAUGUCCAAGCAAUGAUGGGGAGAGUUACCAAGCCUCACCUGAGGAAUUUAUUUUUCAGGGUGUCCUCCCUCACACUUAUGGGGGUAAAGCUUGUCUUUGUCAUGGAAGGAGAGGCCCCUAAACUUAAAGCAGAAACCAUGAGCAAGAGGACAGAAACAAGAUUUGGAGGAUUUAAAAAGGCUUCUACUUCUAAAUCAACAAAUACCAGCAGAGGGCGCUUCAAAGCUGUACUCAGAGAGUGUGCAGAGAUGUUGGAUUACCUGGGUGUGCCAUGGGUGACAGCCGCUGGGGAGGCCGAGGCCAUGUGUGCUUACCUGGACUCGCAGGGCAUGGUGGAUGGCUGCAUCACCAAUGAUGGAGAUGCGUUUCUGUAUGGAGCCCGAACUGUCUAUAGGAACUUCAACAUGAAUAGUAAAGACCCUCAGGUGGACUGUUAUCGGACCUCUCGACUGCAAACGGAGUUACAUUUGUCCAGAGAGAACCUUGUUGGUCUGGCCAUCCUCCUUGGCUGUGAUUACAUUCCUAAGGGCAUACUGGGUGUUGGUAAAGAGCAAACUCUUAAACUUAUCCAGACACUGAAGGGACAAACACUUCUGCAGAGGUUCAUGCAGUGGAAGGAGGAUAAUGCAGGUGUCUCUGAGAAAGUUGUAAAAAAAGUUCCUCACUGCCACAUAUGUCGACAUCCUGGCUCAGCAAAGGCACAUGAGCGUGUCGGCUGUGUGCUUUGUGAUAGUAAACAUUUCUGUGAACCUCAGGAUUUUGAUUACCAGUGUCCCUGUGACUGGCACCACUAUGAGCAGACCCGUCAGGCUUUGUCUUUUGAGGCAAAUAUCAGGAAGAAAACACUGGCAAGUCAACAGUUCCCUUUCACAGAGAUCAUUAGUGAGUUUCUGGUUUCCAAAGAUAAGCCUGUGUCACAUUUCAAGAGGAGACAACCAAACAUGCAGCUGAUGCAGAAAUUUGCCUGUGACAAGAUGGAGUGGCCGAAGCACUACACCUGUGAAAAGGUUUUGGUCUUGAUGACCUAUGCAGAGUUGAUGAACAGGAAAUAUGAAAGAGAAAUGUCGUCCCAAAUCAAGCCCCUCAGAAUAUUGAAACCAAGAGUGAGGAAUGCUGUCGCUUGCUUUGAAGUCAUCUGGAGCACACCAGAACAUUACGUGUUUCCUGAGGAUCAGCCUGCAGAGGGUCAACAUGAGGUGAGGACAGUAGAGGAAGAGUCUCUCUUCCGUGUGGCCUUCCCAGAGGUGGUGGAGAGUUACCUGAGAGACAAAGCUCUAGCUGAAGAAAACAAGACCAAAAAAAAGAAAUCAAAGAGGAAAAAGGAGAAGCCAUCUGAUGUCUCUGAUGGCAUUUCAGACCUCUUGGCUCAGAUGAGCCUUCAGAAAUCGGAGGCUGUUGCUUCACCGUCUGUCUCUGCUGUUAUUGAUGCUCUACACCUGAGUGAUAUCGACUGGGAUGCUUUGUCCUUCACGUCUUCUCCAACUCUACAAGCGGCUACAGACCACACCACUGAGCCCAAGCGGAAUAACUCCACAGACGGAGAUGUCAAGGAAACAGAGAGUGAAAAAACCAAGCAGAAUACCUCAAGUGAUGUCAAACAAGCAGACUCCAGAUCAGCUCCAGAGCUGUGUUACGCAGAGUGCCCUCUGAGGGACAGGGUGCUUAUGAGGAAUACAGCCAAAGCUAAGUGCCACUCUGACCCAGGUCAAAGCGACAAAGACAGGAACGUGCCACAGACCACCAAGAAGAGUGUAUGUUUGAGCAUGUGUUCAUCCAGCGAGGACAGUGACGCAGAGAACCAGCAGUUUGGACCCCAGAGAAGGGUUAAGAUAAAACCCAUAAAUAAGAUCAUGGCCAGCUUCAUCACAGACUAUGCCCUGAUACCGGUUUCUGUGCCCAAAACAAACAAACAAACAAUGACACCGGCCCACAGCCUUCAGCUGGGAGGACCAAAAUCUCAGAGACACAGCACAGAUGUUGAGAUAAACAGAACACCUGUAUCGACGAAAAGCAGAUGCCAGGAUGUCCAACCAGCUAUUGUGGAUUGUCAUGUGGCCUCUCCAGCUCCAGCUUCACCUAUCACUGUGUUAGAUAGUGAUGAUUCAGUGAUUUGUAUUGAGAGUCCGCUGCCACUGGCGGAGAGACUGAGACUCAAAUUCCUGAAGUGA